Molecule: messenger RNA, 399 nt
Organism: Medioppia subpectinata
Lineage: Eukaryota; Metazoa; Arthropoda; Arachnida; Sarcoptiformes; Oppiidae
Source: the annotation of a GenBank genome assembly
GUUGCUUCAAAGUCUGUCAGAAUAAGAUCCUCUGCUCUUCGGGUUCGGGCUGUUAUUCGAGUGAAGAGCGAUGUAAUGGAGUUCCCGAGUGUAGCGACUAUUCCGAUGAGAAGAACUGUUCCCUCGACUUGUGCCGCGCCGAUAGAGGAAGCUUUCUAUGCGGUAACGGACGCUGUAUUCGCGCCAUUUGGACAUGCGACAGAUCUAAUGACUGUUCUGAUGGAACCGAUGAAAUAAAUUGCCUGAAGAACAGUGUAAUAACGGCUGCAAUAAUGGGUUCGCUAAUCUGUGGCCUAUUGUUGGUGAUCGCCAUCUCCUGCACGUGUAAACUCAUAGCUCUGAGACAAGUGGAGAGACACCACUCAAGUACUCAUACCUCUCCAUCACAUAUAUCUCAUA